Molecule: messenger RNA, 4466 nt
Organism: Engraulis encrasicolus (European anchovy)
Lineage: Eukaryota; Metazoa; Chordata; Actinopteri; Clupeiformes; Engraulidae
Product: chloride intracellular channel protein 5-like
Exons: 6
Coding region: 98-1435 (445 amino acids)
Source: RefSeq, a predicted model, not a curated record
GCAACAGGUGCACGAGAGAGCACUAGAGAAGGCGUCAGGCGUUGACACUGGGACUUGGAGAAGGACACGCGGACACUUUAAAUAGCCUUGCACCGAAAUGGAUAAAAGUGGAGAAAAUCUCUACGAGGAGGUUGGUCAGGAAAAUGCCUACGAAAAACCGGACCCCAUACCGGAACCUCAGUAUGUUAAUAACCAGGCAAUUUAUGAGGAUCCGGCAGACCCCAAAGACGCGAUUUACACGGAGGUUGCCAUUCACUCAUCACCAGAACCAGAGCCCGCCGCUUCACCUCAGUAUAUGAACACAGAGCCGGCGGCUUCGCCCGAGUAUAUCAACACACAAGAGCCCAUCUACGAGGAGCAUCCAGCUGACAAGGCACAGGCGGGCAGCAGCUCUUCCAGUGAGGAUGAAGCGGAGAAGGCAGAAGAGGCCCAGCCGGUGGCCGCAGCACUGGUUGCAGAUGAAGAAGCUGUUCCAAUGGCAGUCAACGGAGACGCAAGUCUUUCCAGGAGGUCAUCUUCAUCUUCUUCAGCGUCUUCCGAGCACAACGCUGACCCGUGCGACGACCCGCCACUUCACGAGGACAACGCGGAUGAUGGCCUGCUCAUGGCCUACACGAGACCGGAUUCGUCUCCGGAACCCGAGGAAAUCGUUGACUACAGCCUCAAACCAGUGGAAAACAAUGUAGUCGAGGAGACCCCACCAGCCACUGAUCCUGACACGCCAGAAGUCGCUCUUUUCGUUAAGGCUGGCAUUGAUGGCGAAAGCAUCGGUAACUGCCCCUUCUCCCAGCGCCUCUUCAUGAUCCUGUGGCUCAAGGGCGUGGUCUUCAAUGUCACCACGGUGGACCUGAAGAGGAAGCCAGCUGACCUGCACAACCUGGCGCCGGGCACACACCCACCCUUCCUGACCUACAACGGCGACGUCAAGACGGACAUCAACAAGAUUGAGGAGUUCCUGGAGGAAGUGCUGGCUCCGCCCAAGUACCCCAAACUGGCCGCCAAGAACAGGGAGUCCAACACAGCAGGCAUCGACAUUUUCGCUAAGUUCUCAGCCUACAUCAAGAACACGAAAAAAGAGGCCAACGACGGUCUGGAGAAAAGUCUCCUGAAGGCCCUGGGGAAGCUGGACAGCUACCUGAACGGCGCCUUGCCAGAUGAGAUCGAUGCCAACAGCAUGGAGGAGGAGAAGAGCUCCAGCCGCAAGUUCCUGGACGGAAACGAACUGACACUCGCAGACUGCAACCUGUUGCCUAAACUGCACAUAGUCAAGGUGGUGGCUAAGAAGUACCGCAACUUUGAGAUCCCCGGCGACAUGAAGGGAGUGUGGCGCUACCUGAACAGCGCCGGCAGCCGGGACGAGUUCACCAACACCUGCCCUGCCGACAAGGAGGUGGAGCUGGCCUACCAGGACGUGGCCAAGAGACUGGCCAAGUAAACAAACAUCAACAACACCCCCAAACCCCCCAGCUGCCCUGACCCCCUCCACCUGCCUUGACCCCUCCGGUCGACCCCACCAACAUCACCAAGAUGGCCUACCAGGAUGUGGCCAAGAGACUGGCCAAGUAAACACACCCCCAUUAUACCCCCCCAAACGCCCCCAGCCUCCCUCACCCCUCCAGUCGCCAUGACCCUCAACUCCAUCUCCACCUCACCCCACAGCCCUGUCCAAGCCAACACUACCAAGAUGGCCUUUUAGGAUGUGGCCAAGAGACUGGCCAAGUAAACACCAACAACACCCCCAAAGCCCCCAUACCCCCGUCAGUCGCCCUGACCCCUCCAUCCGACCCCUCCGAUACCAUAUCCACCUCACCCCACAGCCCUGUCCAAGCCAACACCACCAAGAUGGCAAACUAGGAUGUGGCCAAGAGACUGGCCAACAACACCCCUAAAGCCCCCAUACCCCCAGUCGCCAUGACCCCUCCAGUCGCCAUGACUCCUCCAGUUGCCCUGACCCCUCUAGCUCCCCUGAGCCCCAACUCCAUCUCCACCUCACCCCACAGCCCCGUCCAAGCCAACACCACCAAGAUGGCAAACUAGGAUGUGGCCAAGAGAUUGGUCAAGUACAUAUACACCAACCCCCAAACCACCCAGCCGCCUUGACAUCCCUCCCCCCAAAUCCAUCCCAGCUCACCCCUCACCAUCACCCCUUGCCACCAUCUUAAACCCAACUCCCCCCCCCCAUGCUCACCACCAACACCACCUUUGGCCAGAGAGCUAGAACUUUCACAUUCACUCUUAAACCAGCCAACUCCACCCUACUCACGUCACGCAACCACCCCCCCCACCUCCGAUGUCCCCUCUACCCUUCGACUCAAUCAACAACUCUCAAGGACAGCCUGAGACUGAGCCUUUCCCUGAAGAAAAAGUGUUUGUCAAUGAUUGAUCGAUCGAACAAUGACAGGGUUUGUGUGGCAGGGAAAGGGUCCUCAUUGUAAUGUGCAGUGUUGGUGAAUGAUUGACAUGGUCUGAUUGCUGUCGAGGCUGUGCGAAGUCUGGCAUUGCUCUGCAGUGAAUCACAGUUUUACGAGUCUCAGUUUGAUACAUUAUGAAGAAAGACGGUUAAGAAGUCAUCAUUUCUCCUAUGCUCUUGCUCUCUCUCUCUCUCUCUCUCUCUCUCUCUCUCUCUCUCUCUCUCUCUCUCUCUCUCUCUCUCCCUCUCUCUCUCUCCUUCCUCUUCACCGCCACCUAUUUCCUCGCCUUUGUGAAAACAGCCAAAAUGAUAUUAUCAUCUUCUUCUGGGGGGUGGGAUUGUUUGAAUGGGCUUACUACUACUUAAUAUUUAUUUUCACUUGUCACCCUCGGUUGCCCUCGGUUGCUUUGUGUGGCAUGACGGCUCACCAGCUUAAAACACACUACAAUCUACUGUAUUUAAGAGACUUAUGUACGGCAUGCGGUGGGGAUGUCGUCAGUUGCUAUAGCCGUGGGAAUGCAAUGGCUUUAUCAAAAUGUCUCCACUUUAGCGUCACUCUGCAGUUGAAGGCUUGAUUCAUGAUGAUGAUUCUUGGUUCAUGCUUGAUUUAGAUCUGGUCUGUAUGCAAGCAAAAGGAGGCGGGUUGUAAUCGUUAGGAGGAGCAAGGUUGUAAAAAAAAAGAUUUUCAUAGGAGAGAGAGAUACCCCAGGCUUGUUCAUUUCCAGGAUCCAUUUCAAGUGUGGUGAACGCCCGUUUAGGAGACCUUUGGUUAGGAGACCUUUGGAGUCUUGAGGUUGAGAAUAAAUGGAGUUCCCUUAGCGCUGUAGAUGGCGGUAGCGCACAUCUUGUGCAAGCCGCCACCAAACGCCACAAAAAGAGAAGAAGAAGGAGGGGACAACGCCCUCUUAGGAGACUGAAUUUAAGCAUACUCCUUUGCAUUGGGUGGGCGCAGUUUGGAAUAUCUUUCUCUCCUAUGAAAACCUUUGGUUGUAAGCAAUUCAGCUUCUGUGGUCGAGAGCGCCUCCUCCUGCAAUCUAGAGGUAUAACAUCCCUGUUCAGCCAUGAUCAAAAAAGAGUGUGUUUCUCAACAGCAUUGAAUGGCAUUUCCCAUUCGAAACCUACCACGUUGCGAAGUGGUUAGCAAUGACGCUUUCAGGCAACAGAGUCAAGGCCAGAACUGAAGAAUUUGAACCAUUUUGGGAAUGGUAUAAUGUCACGUAAAUUUCCAGUUACUUACAACCACACUCUUCUGAUUUCUAUGACCUGGAUGAAUGCGAAUCUUACGGUAUAUAUAUAUCCUUACAUGCAUACACAUACGUACAUAUAGUCCUGAAGAAGUAUAUUUUAAAAGGAAAGUGUUAUUAUGCAUUAUGCAUGUGUUGAACGGGUGGAAAAUGAACAAAUGUUGUCAGGGGGGAUGUCUUGAAUGUAAAAACCAAUGUAUUUCAUUUCUUCUUUGUCUUGAACUGCCCGAGAACAAAAUCUGUUUUUUGUGAAAGUCUGUGAAUAUAAGCCUUUCCCCACUCUCCUGGACCCUUUACAGUGAAACAAAAAACUGCUGACACACAUUAUACACAAGCUCUUAUUUAUCUUUCUUUUUUCAAAGCUCAUAACAUCCUAUAGCGUGAUUCAGAAAAAAAAGACGAAAUAUACUGUAUAUCCUAAUUUUAAUCAGAAACAUUUAUUAUGAAACAAAGUGCCUUUUUGGAAACCCACCGGCCAAAACACCCUCCUGAUUGUGUGACUUUUAUUCCUGUAAUUAUAGUCUAGUUAAUGCUAACAGACGUUCAUUUGUUAAUCUUAUUUAAUCACACACACGCUUUCCACUAUUCAAUGUUUCAAUGUGAUCUGUCUAGCAAUAAAAUUACCAGGAGCUCUGAGAGUUUAUUUUCUGUAUUUCUUGUAGCUUUAUUUUUCUUUUCUCUCUUCACACGAGACACUUCUCAGUUUCACAGUUUAAAUACAUCAAGAAAUAGCUGGUAGACUAAAUUAUUUAUAUGAUGGACGAAAUGUAUCAUUUUAUGAUUAAACAUUAAACCAUUUCUGUGCCCAAAGA